AUGAGCUUGACAUCUAUCCCAGACGAACUCCUUCGUGAGGUGCUGUUAUACCUUCCUCGUCCGUCUCAGAACGCAUGUCUCCUCACCUGCAAAGCAGUGCAUGCCGUUGCGGUUCCCAUAGUCUUCCGCAUGAUCAGCAUAUCGUUCGGGUCCCUCCAGGAACACGGCUUUGAACCCGACGACGUACUCGUCAUCGAGAAAACCCUCUGGGAAACACAAAAGGCCCGAUCGAUCGAGAUUCUGGACUACAUCUGCCGGAAUCCAGGUUUCGCGAGGGUCAUUCAAAGAUUGCUCGUCUACGCGUACGCCCAGAAUGACGAUGCUCCCAAAAUUCUCGGUCGACUCGUCACCGCAGUUGCUUCGAUGACUCAUUUGCAAGCCGUGCUGUGGGCUGGUGUUGGAUGGAAUAUGGACCCCCUCCAAUGGCGACUACGCCUAACGUCGUUCUCCGUUAAAAGUCAGAUGGGCAUCGAUUACGCCACAGUGGAGAACGCCGAGGAGACCACCGCGAUCAUCCCGUACAUUGAAAAGAUAAUCGGGCACAACACCGAAACGUUGAGAAGAGUGGCGAUCCCCUGCGUCACCAUGGGGUCCAUCCCACCCAACGUCUUCGGACGACUGACGCACCUCGCGAUUUGGAACUGCAAAGAUCUACACCACGUCGACCAGAUUUUCCUACACGCGCAUUCGCUCGUCUCGCUCGCGCUCGUGGAGGUGAUCGGCCCGGAGAUCUUCCACGUGCUUCGGGCGCACGCGACGGCGCUUCCCAACCUGGCGCAGUUCAAGUUGAUGAUCUUGGAGCAGAUGGACCCGGACGAGGAAGAGACGGACACGCUCGCGAUCCGCGAUUUCAUCCAGAACCGGGAGCUGGACCGACUAGACAUCGACGCCCCGGGCUCGAUCUCCGAGCUCAUCCUGGACGUCCUGCCCAAAUGCGAGAGGCUAUCCGCGCUCGGGCUCGACGCGCGCGGGGUUUCGAGCGACGACGACGUGAAGAUGCUCGCGGACUCGAUCCCGCCGAACCUCGUCGCCCUCCACAUACAACACCCGUGGGAGGGCCUCUCGCUCGACUCGUAUGAGCUGCAGCCGCUCCUAACCAAGUACGCGGAAAUGCCCCGGUUGCGAUUCCUUCAUUGGCAGAACCCCGUGCCGUCGUCGCGCAUCAUCGUGGAGGCGCUCGCAGAGGACAUACCGAUGCUGGAUUACAUGGGCCUCGGCACCACGUUCUGGCGCAUUAUCAGGGAAGUGGGCCCCGACGGAGAGACGAUAGUGGGGGCAGAGCGGAUCCAGCAGGCGAAACUGAUGUUGGACGUCUGGAAUGAUGAUGAACUGGUGGACGAGCGGUGGCUUCUGGAGUGGCACGAUGGGGAGACCUGA
Molecule: messenger RNA, 1377 nt
Organism: Punctularia strigosozonata HHB-11173 SS5
Lineage: Eukaryota; Fungi; Basidiomycota; Agaricomycetes; Corticiales; Punctulariaceae
Exons: 6
Coding region: 1-1377 (458 amino acids)
Molecular function (GO): protein binding
Source: RefSeq, a predicted model, not a curated record